Messenger RNA from Ascoidea rubescens DSM 1968, 1221 nucleotides. RefSeq lists its product as uncharacterized. The record is from RefSeq and is a predicted model, not a curated record. Bases 1 to 1221 code for a protein of 406 amino acids. Lineage: Eukaryota; Fungi; Ascomycota; Saccharomycetes; Ascoideales; Ascoideaceae. The transcript is spliced from 2 exons.
AUGCCUUCUAAAUCUCCAACAUCCCCUAAUUCAAUAAAAUCCAAUAACAAUAACAAUAACAAUAGCAAUACUAAGAAUACCAUCAAUACUACUCCUACUAAUACCAAUAAUAAUAAUAAUAACAUCAAUAAUAAUAAUAAUAACAUCAAUAACACUAAUACUAAUACCAAUACCAAUAACAAUAACAAUAACAAUAACAAUAAUAAUACCUCGUUUCAUACAAACACUUACUCCCAUGGCUAUAAUACUUAUAGAAGACUUUCUUACCCAUUCCAUAAACAAAAUUAUAACACGACGGCGUCUUCAAAAUCAAAUACAAAUAGCUCACUAAAUUCAGCUACAAAUAUAAUCAAAUCAAACAUAAAAACUGAACAUGUUCCUCCCAACUCCGUUUCUGCUUUCAACAACAACAACAACAUCACCACUGAUAACUCAAACUCUAUAAUAAAUCCCUCAAACACAAUCACAAACAAAUACUCAAACAAAUCUAUAAGAGUGAAAUCAAACCCAGAAUCAAUAUCUUUCUUCAAUGACCAUAAAACUAAACACAUAAGCAACCCAAAUAAAAUAAUAAUCCCAUACAACUCCUCCUCUUCAAUCAAAUCAAUAUCAACCCUGCUAAGUCCUCUCGACAAGCCUUUAUCUUCAACCAUCCCAAUCAAUAAUUCCAUCAACUCAAAAAAAUUCCAAAGGAAAUCAUACCAAACUUAUUACCCGAAAAAAAGAUCCCCUGAUAGCAACUUGGACAAACCUUUGAGUGAUUUUUCCUUUAAAAUAUCAAAUUCAAAUAGCGUAAACUCAGCUUCAUCCUUAAAUCCAAAUCUAAAUUCAGCCCAAAAUUCCAUAUCCUCCUCAAAUUCAUACCAAUCAAAACAAAAUCCCAAAUAUUACAACAACUAUACUAAAAAAUACAACUCUCAUAAUUUUUACUACAAAAAAGACUAUAAAAAGGACUACAAAGACUACAAAAAAGAUUACAACGACUACAAUGAUUAUAACGAUUAUAAUAAUUAUAACGAUUAUAACGACUACGAUGAUUAUAACGACUAUAACGACUAUAACAAUUAUAACGAUUAUACUAAAGAACAUGCCAACGAAUAUAAUGAUUAUACAGAAUAUGAAUAUCAUAAAAAUCAUAAAUACCCCAAAAAAGAAAACCAUUAUUAUUCUUCUUCAAAACAGCUACAUUAUCCCUCCAAAAAGAGAAAUGAUUCAUAUUAG